Molecule: messenger RNA, 1737 nt
Organism: Sugiyamaella lignohabitans
Lineage: Eukaryota; Fungi; Ascomycota; Dipodascomycetes; Dipodascales; Trichomonascaceae
Gene: EDC3
Product: Edc3p
Exons: 1
Coding region: 1-1737 (578 amino acids)
Biological process (GO): P-body assembly; deadenylation-independent decapping of nuclear-transcribed mRNA
Cellular component (GO): P-body
Molecular function (GO): mRNA binding
Source: RefSeq, a predicted model, not a curated record
AUGCCGGUGCCCAUGGCUGCUGCACCUAUCAUGUCACCAGCACCGUCUCUGCCACCUCCUGUAUAUGCUCAACCCAUGCCACAACCCUUCAUGGAUCCAGCAAUUAUCAGUUUAACUGGUCCUCCCUCGGUAGGUCAUGCGAUACCAGUUUCUUCUGGUCAGAGUACGACAUCGUCAACAAAACCACUUGUUUAUGACGACGAUAGUUCUGAUGAAAGUUCUGUGGAUGAAGUACCAUAUUCAGCUAACAGAAACUUUACACCCCCUGUAAAGGCCAAAAAGGGUCAAAAGAAGGGUAGAGAGGAUAGACAGAAUCAAACUAGUUCUAAAUCUUCGAGAAAUGGGAAUAGCAGAAAGAACAAAUUUGUUAAUUACUCAAACUCGGCUGCUGAAUCAGAUGGUUGGGCUACUGAGAACGCUACUAAUAUCAAAGAUACCGAGUUUGAUUUCCAGGCUAACUUGGAUCUGUUUGAUAAGGCAUCAGUCUUCAAUGAAAUCCGGGAAAAUGAUAGCAUUGACCCGGGUCACCGUUUAGUUGCUUUCAACAAACGUGCUCCACAGGUGACCAAGCCACAUCAUCAAGAGAAAUACGGAAAUUUGGAAAUGGUGAUCCAAAGUGAUACCAAUUGGAUAGAGAAUGAAAACAAUGACGAUGAUGACGACGAUGACAGUAAUAAUAGAGGACGUGUUGCCGCAAAUGGUAAGGGGAAUGUUAAGGGAAGUGGUAAUGCAUCUAGUAGCGGGGUGAGUCCUGGGUUCCCAUCAUCUAUACCUCGCCACAUUCAAAGAGGUAUGUCCAACAUGUCUAUAUCCGACACCCCAUCUAGCUCGUCUAUUCAACAGCUACGGAAAGCAUCAACAUCGGCUGCCCCGAAUAGAAAGUCGUUUAUUGCUGCCAACACUCUCAAACAAUGCCCAUGCGCUUCUCCAGUACAAAUGGUCCAGCUCGAGCGGAUUUGCUCAGAAACUUUUGGCAUUUCUCAUCAGGUUAUGAACGAGAAUGCUGGUAGAGGCAUUGCGCAGCUAGCUAUCAAAGCCCUGGGAGGGGUGUCGAGAUUUAACUUUAAGAACCACAACUCGCGACCGUUGAUUGUCAUACUAGCUGGUUGUAAUGAAUCCGGAGCUAGAGCAUUAGUAGCUGGUCGACAUUUGGCCAAUCGACAAGUACAAGUUGUGGCGGCCGUUCCUACUGGUUCCUCAACAUCGAAAUCGCUAGACGAAGACCCAACCGCCAGCAUAAUGGCUGCAUCAAUCAAAGCAUUUGAGUCUACAGGUGGUAAAGUUGUCAGUCGUCUCGACCAACUCACCCCGUUAAUCAAUAGUUUUGAGUCACCCGUUGAGCUUAUUAUUGACGGGUUACAAGGCUAUCAAUCCAGCUUUGAAGACAUGUGGGAAGAAGAGGCUGUGACUACUGCGCUUUCUCUUAUAGAGUGGGCAAACCGACACAAGGCGUCUGUCAUGUCUCUCGACAUUCCAUCCGGCCUCGACUCAUCCACUGGAUUGCCCACUAACGACAGCCAAUUUAUCAAGUCUAAAUGGGUCAUUUCACAUGGUUUCCCACUAACUGGCACACUAAAUGCUAACCUGGCGGAAAUUGUAUCUCCCGAAGAGUGGACUUGUUAUAUCGUCGAUGUGGGCUUCCCCAAGGCUGCACUACGAGCUGCUGGAAUGCGUCGUUUUGAGAAGCUUUGGUUCGGCUCUGAGUGGUCUGUAGAACUGACACUUAUCGACAAUUAA